CCUCUCGCGAGACUUGGGCGCACAGUGGCCGCUCCCCCAUAAAUAGUGGGGCGAGGCCCGGCUUCCGCGGCAGCAGCGGCGGCGCUUGGCUAUUGAUCGGAGGGCUGUGUAAGGUUAAAGACCUGAAAAAAAUGGCGUUGGCAGCAAUUGAUCCACAGCAGAACAUUGUGUCGAGGGUUGUCAACCUUCCCUUGGUGAGCUCCACUUACGAUAUGGUGUCCACAGCUUACAUCACCACAAAGGAUAAUCAUCCUUACCUGAAGUCAGUAUGUGAGAUAGCAGAGAAAGGAGUGAAGACUAUUACUUCAGUAGCCAUGACAAGUGCUAUGCCUAUCAUCCAGAAACUGGAACCACAAAUUGUAGUUGCCAACAACUAUGCAUGUAUAGGUCUAGACAAAAUUGAAGAGAGACUGCCUAUACUGAAUCAACCUACAGACAAGGUUGUCGCCAAUGCCAAGGAUGUAGUUGUUGGAGCCAGAGAAGCUGUAACAACCACUGUGACUGGUGCCAAGGAAACUGUUGCUCACACAAUCACUGGAGUUGUGGGCAAGACUAAAGAAGCAAUGCAAGACAGUGUAGAAAUGACAAAGUCAGUUGUCAAUGGCAGCAUUAACACUGUCCUGGGAAGUCGUGUGGUGCAGAUGAUGAGCAGUGGUGUGGACAGUGCUCUCACUAAAUCAGAGACGCUUGUGGACCAGUAUCUCCCACUUACAGAAGCAGAACUAGAGAAAGAAGCUGUGAAAGUUGAAGGUUUUGAAGUUGGAGUUCAAAAGCCAAGCUACUACAUUAGACUAGGAUCCCUGUCUUCAAAGGUCCGCACACGUGCCUACCAGCAAGCCUUAAACAAAGUUAGAGAUGCUAAACAGAAAAGCCAGGAGACAAUCUCUCAGCUCCACCACACUGUUAAUCUGAUCGAGUAUGCGAGAAGGAACAUGAAUAGUGCCAAUCAGAAACUUCUUGAUGCUCAAGAAAAGCUUUAUCAGUCCUGGGUAGAAUGGAAGAAAAAUACAGGCCAAAAUGAUGGUGAUGAACUCAGUAAUGCUGAGCACAUUGAGUCAAGAACUCUGGCUAUUGCACGGAGCCUCACUCAGCAGCUUCAGACCACCUGCCUCACACUAGUCUCAAGCCUACAGGGGCUGCCACAGAAUGUGCAGGAUCAGGUUUACAGUGUUGGGUCAAUGGCAGGUGAUGUCUACCAGAGCUUCUGGUCAGCAUCGUCCUUCCAAGAGUUAUCAGACAGCUUUCUUGCUACUAGCAAAGGACAGCUGAAGAAAAUGAAGGAGUCUCUGGAUGAUGUGAUGGAUUAUCUUGUUAACAACACACCGCUCAACUGGCUGGUUCCAGAUUUCACUAUUACAGACCUGUCUUCAGAGUCAGAUGAUAUCCCAGACAUUUUGGAUUUGGAUGAAGAUGAUCAACAAGACUUUUCACGCACAAAUGGCCCUUACACCACAGGGCAAAGAGCUGAAUAAGAGGAAGCAUAAAAAUGUCUUUGAUAACAAUGUACUUUUGCCAUGUUUAACUUCUAUUUCUCCUUUUUGAAGAUGAACCUGCCUAGCUUAGGGAUUUUGGGGAUAUUUUUUUUUUAAUCACUACUGUCUCACUUAGCUGCAUCCAAAUUCUGAUUUUUUUUUUUUUCCACCUAAGGAAUGUAUUAAUUCAUUAGCAUGGGUGUCAAGCUCCCAUUCUACAAGCCAGGUAUAGCCUAGCCAGUGUAUCCAACCAAUGUAAUAGUUGUUAAUGAUUUGUUCUGCUGCAGCAGCCAUGAGAACGCUCCGGUGCUUUGCAAAAAGGGCUGCCAACAAAAGGAGUUAAUGAGGAUUUGCCCACAAGAUUUUCCCUUUCAGUUUAUAUGAAACACACUUCUGCAUCUACCUCUUUGCUGCUGGAAGGUGUAAGAGACUUCGUAUCUGCUUCUCUCAAGUUCUUUUUCUUAGGGUCUGUAUGUAUGGAGCUUAGCAGCUUAGAGCUUCCUUUUGGCAAGAGUGUUUUAUGCACAAAAGGACUCCCCUUAUACAUGCCUUCUGUGGGCAAAAGUUUUGGCCACUCUGAUGAUAUCAGUUGUGGGGCCUGAGACUAGAAAAGGGAAAAAUGCUUGAAAAGGAAAUUUCCAGGAAUGAGAAUGACAGUUAAAAAAAAGGAGGGGGAAGACACAGUGGAAAAAAAUGGAGAGCAGCAAGAUGCAAACAGACAUGGAAAAAAAGAAAAGAGAACUAAAGAACUACUUCUGGUGGCAGUGAAGGUUCAUUUAUGUUUAAAUAAAACCUUAAGUCAGGUUAUUUGCUAAGGAAUGUCGGAUCUGCAUUUGCUUGCAUACUGUGGUUUCUGUAGGAGCCAGGGUGCAGAGGAACUGGGCUGGAAGCAGGCAGUGACAUUUCUUCCCAAGGAUCAUGCCAGAAAAGAUCCCCUCAGCUCCUCACGGGACAUUUGGCUGUUGUGAGCACUGGAGUCCAGUCACUGAAAUGCCUUGCAAUAAA
This is a messenger RNA of Cuculus canorus (common cuckoo), 2477 nucleotides long. It is a transcript of the gene PLIN2, whose product is annotated as perilipin 2. Gene Ontology annotation, biological process: positive regulation of triglyceride storage; lipid storage. The record is from RefSeq and is a predicted model, not a curated record. Lineage: Eukaryota; Metazoa; Chordata; Aves; Cuculiformes; Cuculidae. Bases 132 to 1472 code for a protein of 446 amino acids. The transcript has 9 exons. Gene Ontology annotation, cellular component: cytosol; lipid droplet.